Caenorhabditis briggsae is the source of this 297-nucleotide messenger RNA. Bases 1 to 297 code for a protein of 98 amino acids. The transcript is spliced from 2 exons. NCBI's taxonomy places the organism in Eukaryota, Metazoa, Nematoda, Chromadorea, Rhabditida, Rhabditidae. The record is from RefSeq and is a predicted model, not a curated record.
AUGUCUUCGGACCCACGUCACACCUUCCUCUACGUGAAUCCGAACAACGAGGCAAUCAGACUUUUGGAUAUCGAUGAAACAAUUUUUGGGUUCACAUUCUGGAUAGCAACCUAUUAUAGAAAUUUCCCAUAUUCUGAAGAAUCAUGUACCGUGUUUGCUAUUUGCUUCGUGGUAGUUGGAAGUUCGGAAUGUUUUUCUACAAUUUCACCUAAAAGGUUUCAUGAUGAACUCUGGAAUUGUGAACAAUGGAUGGACAAAUCCAACUUGUUAUCUAGCAAAAUACCGUAUUUUCUCUAA